AUGUCUUGGUACGUUGCCACUCACGCGAAACCUUACCAUCUCAUACUAAUGAUCACAUUAGCGACUGAACGCUACAAUUUCAAUCGACACAUCUGGGACGUCCAUCCCGACAAGUACGUCCCAGAGCGCCAAGUAACCUUCGCCCUCUACGCUUUGUACAUUGUGGCAGGAGGGAUGAUCAAGAUAUCCAUCCUGCUCUUCUACCGCCGUCUCGACUCACGCUCCAUAACGAAGAGUUUCCGCAUCGCAACAUGGCUAAACAUCGUUGCCAUCGCCAUUUUCUCCAUCGCAUUCGUCAUCGUCCUCUUCACAGCCUGCACACCGUUUACCGCAUUCUGGUAUCAAUUCGACAUCACCAAGCAGCUCACAGGAUACGCAUACCAUUGCUGGAUCGAUGAAGCGGCAGACCUUCUAUCAGCGAGUAUAAUAAGCGCCGUACAAGAUGCCAUCGCCGCGUUCCUUCCCACAAUCCUAUAUUGGAACCUACACAUCCCGCGUCGCCAAAAGAUCGCCCUUGGCGCUAUCUUCGCUCUCGGUUACCUCGUCUGCAUCGUCGCAGGCGUACGCUCCUACUUCGUGUGGCGCACCUUCAACAGCCCCCUAUACGAUUCGACCUGGGAGUCCUGGCCUGCAUGGUUGCUCUGCGUGCUGGAAAUCCAACUCGGCGCCAUCUGCGCGAGUGCGCCUGCCCUCAAAGUCUUCCUGUCGCAUUACUUCAAAGUGGCGACGAGUAUGUACAGUGGAUCUAGCCAAGGCACGACGCAUGCCAGCAUCCAGAAGGGCGGUGGUGGUACCUGGUGGAAGUCGGCAAGUUCAGGGACGUCGGGGUCAAGAGGAACCAUGGCUUCGAGGGUGGAUAGAGAUGGGUAUAUUCGGGAGCCGGGAAAUGCGCAUAUGGUCGAUGAAGAGGGGGGCAUUGUGCUACAGGAUACUAAGAGGUCUGAUGGACGGACGGAGAGCAUCGAGACUUUCAUCUACUUCUGA
Molecule: messenger RNA, 984 nt
Organism: Alternaria incomplexa
Lineage: Eukaryota; Fungi; Ascomycota; Dothideomycetes; Pleosporales; Pleosporaceae
Exons: 1
Coding region: 1-984 (327 amino acids)
Source: RefSeq, a predicted model, not a curated record